Messenger RNA from Drosophila grimshawi, 2887 nucleotides. RefSeq names its product formin-E (gene Mink). The transcript is spliced from 6 exons. Lineage: Eukaryota; Metazoa; Arthropoda; Insecta; Diptera; Drosophilidae. The record is from RefSeq and is a predicted model, not a curated record. The coding region runs from base 233 to 2677 and encodes 814 amino acids.
AAAAUGAAACAAAAACGGCUUCACUCAUAUUCAAAAGAUAGCAAUUGAUUGCAUUUUUAUCGAUACCCGGCACUCAAGAUCAGCGUUGCAAGCAUCGAUACCAUCAAUUUUUACGCGCGAAUGACGCAUGUUAACUAACAUUGCGAUUACAUUAGUAUUUUGAACGCAACGAAGAAAACCACACAGAAAGGACGCCAGAAAAAUAAUUUGUGCAAAAGAAUUUGAGUUGAGUAUGGCAUCAAAUACAGAAAUGGAGAUUGGAGAGGCAAAAAAGACGCCUGCGGCUAAAAAAACGCGCAACUCUGUGCGACAAAAGCAGAAAAUGGUGGAUAAAAGUGAAUUUAUACUCGAUGAGGUUACUGCUGGGGCACCAGCAACGCCAAAAACAACAACCAAUCGCAGUCAAAGUGAGACGCCGCGUCGCAGUGCCCGGAAGAGCGUGCGUCCUCCCCUGGACUAUGAGGACAUCAUCGAAAGGAAUACGCUGAGCUCCGCACGCAAGGAGAAAAAGGACAGGAAUUCUAAGGCGCAGGCUGUGGUGGUAGAGGAGGUGGUCAAGUGGACGGCUGCCGAGGUGGGCCGUCAUUCCGUGAAGCGACAUCGCAGUCGCAGUCGCAAAUCCAGCAAGCGAGCUAAAUUCCAAAACGAAAUAGAAGAAGAAUCACCAGGAGCAGAAGACAAGCAGGAGUUGGAAGACGGAGAUGGAGUAGAAAAGGAACAGCAGUUGGAGGAACUCCAAUUGGAGGCAGUAGGAGUAGCAGAAGAGGACCCGCUGGAGGUGGCAGCUGAACCCAGUCAUAAGGGAAAUUAUGAAAACGAUAAUUCGAACUUAAAUUUAAGUACGCAGCUGGAAGUUGCUCAAGAGGAUGCAAAAGUAAAGCUAGAUGCCACAAAUCCCAUCCUGGAGGCAGCAGCUGAGUCAGAGAACAAUAAUCCUGUCUUGGAGACAGCUAAAUCAAGUGUGGAGCUGAAAGCUUUCGAGACCAAAACUCUUGUCGUAAAGGUCGCUAAAUUAAAUCUGGAUCUAGAAGCUGUGGAAGUAAAAAAUCCAGUCGUAGAAGAAACUAAUACAGAUCUGGAGCUGGAAAUAGUUGAAGAUGUUUUUUUUUCGAUCGUGGAGGCAAAUGUGAAGCUGGAUCCUGUUGAAGCAUCCACAAAUCCCAUUCCGGGGGAGGCUGAAUCAAAACUGGGAGCUGCGCUCGAAACUGAGCUGGAAGAUACUAAAGCCAUCUCGGAGGCAGCUCAAUCAAAUGUGGAGAUAGAACGAGUUGAAGACGUCGCAGGGCACAUUAAAUCCAACGAAGAUUCGGUUAAAUCAAAUCUGGCCACAAGACCAAAUCUGAUCUUGGAGACAGCCAAACUGAACACUGAUGAUAUGGAUGAACUUGGCCUGUGCCCGCUGCCGCCUGACGAGCAGCUCAAAGAUGACGAUAAUGCGGAUCAUGAUCAUGAUCUCGAAAUGCUGCCACUUGUAAUGCCCUCUGACGAUGAGAACAUUUUAAACAGCACUUUCGAUGCGGAUCCAAUGGCGAGUGUUGACCACAUUGCAUGGCUCUGCAAUGCUGAUGACAACAAAAGUGAAGGCAAACCCGAAGGAUAUCGCUUCCCUACACCCUUCAAGCGUAAAAUCAAUCCGAGUUUUAAAUUCAAUGAACUGCCUACAAUCGAUGCUGGGAGCGCUAUGGAGAACGCACGUCUAUUGACAUCGCUAAGUGAGCAGUGUCGUCCACGCAAGCGUUCCAAAUCUGCGUCGGGGCUGACAAACGAUGACAAGGCAAAAAGUGUCUCCUUCUUCAGUCCCAUCGAGGUGACUCGCGUGGAAGACAUCGACAAACGCUGGGAGCCACCUGUGGUCACAAGCAAUGUCACCCAGCGUCGCAAACGUUCGAAAUCCUUGGAUGAGAAGCGACCUAACAUCAGCCGCAUACCCAGGCCGAAACAAUAUGCUCCAGUUGCUGCUGCUGCUGUUGUCAAAGUUGCCACACCAUGUGGCAAGUCGAAGACACGCACAAAGCUACCCGAUUUUGCGGCCAUACAUCAAAAGCAUUUUGGCCAAAUGGAGAAUCUGGUCGAUCACAUCGAGCGCAAAGCUUUGCGUGCCAAAAUGCUAACAAGCUCAGCACUCAAACAGCAACAACAACAAAAACUGCAACAGCAACAACAACUGCAACAGCAACAACAACAACAAACAAUAUCGUCAACAAUUAAAAAGUUAUCCAACAAAAAUGAGGAACGUUCUCGGCCGCGAGCUCUAAAGAAGAUUGAUUUACCGAGCAUUUAUUUGUCGCCGAUGACGCCAGGUGAAAUGGAGCGACAGAAACGGUUGCCAACGCCACGCAAAAUUGUUCCAACAAAAACUAAAACAAACACUUCCACAAAAAGACCAACAAAAAUUGCAACAGCAACAGAAAAAAAAGCAACAACUGCAACGCGAGCAGUAUUUAAUUUUUCCACAACUGCUCCAAAGAUUUUGAACUCAGCUUCCACUUCGAGUAAACCUGCCGCGGAGCCGUUGCAAGAUUGUAAUAAAACUGAGGCACGUCGCCGGCGGCACAUGGAGAUGUUCAAGGGUGGGCGUGGUGCCACAAAGGAGAAGCGCAGCGAACUGAUUCGCGGCGUGCGCUCCAAUCGACGCUUUGAGCUUCAAAUGCAACAUCGCCGUCAAAUGGACGGUUAAUUUUUGUUUUAAUUUUUACAAUUGGGAUUUGUAGUAUUUUAUUUAAUGAAUGAGAAUAUGUUUUAAUUUGUACCAGUUUUCAUUGCCAUUUCUAUUUUAGGUUCGUUCUUUCAAAAUGUAUAUUCGAUUUAAACUGUAAGCUUCAUAAAAUCGAUGUUUUCUCAGCUUAAAUGAUAACUGCUUAAAAGUCUUAUCUGUAAGUGCAAAAUA